This is a messenger RNA of Silurus meridionalis, 3597 nucleotides long. RefSeq names its product ankyrin repeat domain 27 (VPS9 domain) (gene ankrd27). The coding region runs from base 158 to 3367 and encodes 1069 amino acids. Gene Ontology annotation, molecular function: guanyl-nucleotide exchange factor activity; SNARE binding. Gene Ontology annotation, cellular component: neuron projection; tubular endosome; late endosome. The record is from RefSeq and is a predicted model, not a curated record. Lineage: Eukaryota; Metazoa; Chordata; Actinopteri; Siluriformes; Siluridae. The transcript is spliced from 29 exons. Gene Ontology annotation, biological process: neuron projection morphogenesis; early endosome to late endosome transport.
GGGGUAAUGCUGAGGAAGUGCAUUGGUUUGGAGCUUCUGGCUAACAGUGUCAUGUCGAGUCAGGCAGAUUGGGUUACACUCUAUCUGAUGGAAUAAAUUCUGAAUCUAUCAUGCAGACGAGACUGACAUAAACCAGGAGUCAGAGUGCUGGGUCCCUAUGGCUGUGUAUGAUGAAAAUAUUCUGAAGAACCCAUUUUACCUGGCACUGGAGAAGCAAAGACCAGACCUGUGUACACGAGUGGCAGAAGUUCAUGGCGUUGUCUUGGUUCCAUGUAGUGAAAGUUUAACAGCUAGUUCGUACACAGCAGAACAGUUUGAGAGCUAUGUCCUUCUGCCUGCAGAACUAGGCUUCCAGACAGUUGAUGGGAAGGAGGUGUCGAUAGAAAACAACCAGGUACAUUUGCUGACUGGGUUUGUGAGUCCUGCUUCAGUCCCUAUUUUGUUUGAGGAGACAUUCUACAAUGAAAAGGAGCAGGCUUACAGUAUCCUGUGUAUCACUCGACCGAUCGACUCUGAUCCGAGCGCAGUUAAGCUGAGUCCUGCCCCUUCACACUACUGCCUGAAGAAUGUGGAGGAGGCAAAGGACUUCCUGGGUCGCCAUGCAGAGAAACUGAAUAAAUUCAUUGCUUCCUUCUGCCAGUCCUUCAAAGAGCAGGAACGGAAGGGUCUGCGCCAUCACAUAGAUGCUGUGCAUGCUCUGUAUACAAAAUGUCUUCAAUGCUUGCUGAGAGAUUCACGUCUGAAGGUGCUGACCAGGCAGGAGCUUCAGAUGACCCUUCUCAAACAAGCAGUGGAGAUGUACAUACAUAAUGAUAUCCAUGAUCUCCUCUUCAGUUAUGUAGGAACUCUUGAAGCAACUCAGGAUGCUGCAUUCAAUAAAACAACAAGAGGGCUGCAGGAGCUGCAGCAGAAAGAUCUUGGAGUCAAGUCAGAGUUCAGUAUAAAUAUUCCUCGUGCAAAGAGGGAAUUAAGCCAGCUUAAUUGCUGCAGCUCUCCUCAGCAGAAGCUGCUCUGCCUCAGGAAGGUUGUCUUCACCAUCAUGCAGUCACCCAGCCGCAAAGUGAACCUGGAGGCUGUAUGCGCAGAUGAUCUUCUUUCAGUUAUUCUGUAUCUACUGGUCAAAACUGAGAUUCCUAAUUGGAUGGCAAAUCUCAGUUACGUUAAAAACUUCCAUUUCUGCAACUCCACCAAGGAUGACCUGAGUUACUGCAUGACAUCAUUUGAGGCAGCUGUGGAGUACAUUAGCCAAGGAAACCUUAAUCAAGGGCCGACGGGCUCAGGAGAGCUGCAUGACAAAUUGUUCUUCAGGCAAAAGAUGAAUCUUCUUUCUCAAACGUCUUCUACACCGAUAGACUGUUUGUUUGAGCAUAUAGCAAAUGGGAACAAGACAGAAGUCCAGCGGCUGCUAAGUGAAGGCGAGAUUGAGGAAGACAGGAGACAGUUGUGUCAUCCCCUGUGCUCCUGUGAUGCAUGUGACCUGCAUUUGUCAGGGAGAUUAAACGACCCAUCUGUAGUAACUUCAUGUUCACGGGAUGACCGAGGCUACACUCCACUUCAUGUUGCUGCUAUAUGUGGUCAGGCUCUGCUGGUUGACCUGCUGGUGUCAAAGGGAGCAGCAGUGAAUGCCACAGACUACCACGGCCUCACAGCUCUGCACCUCUCCUGCCAGAAGGGCUUUCAGAGUGUCACGCUGCUGCUGUUGCACUAUAAAGCAAACACAGAUGCUCAGGACAACAAUGGGAACACUCCUCUUCACUUGGCUUGCAUGUAUGGCCACGAGGAUUGUGUAAAGGCACUGGUUUACUACGACCUGCACACAUGCCAACUGAACGUGCAGAAUGAUAAGGGGGAUACGGCACUGCACAUUGCGGCUCGCUGGGGUUACGAAGGCAUCAUGGAGGUGCUACUGGAGAACGGUGCCUCCACUCUCCUCCACAACAAGUCCAAUCAGAGCCCACUGCACUGCGCACUUAACUCCAGGGUUCUGUCCUUGCUGGAACGCACAUAUGAUAGUGCCAGUAAAAAGGAUCCCAGUCAUUCUCCGCAGCCAGAGGACAGCAGCAGCAGACGCAACUCUGUGUCCAGUACGUCAUCAUUCAUCUUUGUGGAAACCAGACCAGGUCUGAGUUCAGUUCUGAGCACUCGGAUGAAGGAGGUGGAGAAGUUACUGCGAGCAGUGGCAGAUGGAGAUGUGGAAAUGGUUCGCUACCUGUUGGAGUGGCUAGACGAAGAGCUGGAGGAUGAAGAAAAAAACAAUUUGCCUGCAAAAACAGAACUGUGCCACCCUCUGUGCCAGUGUCCAAAGUGUGAACCUACACAAAAGUUAUGCACUCUGCAGACGGACCGGUUGGGGGUGAACAGCAGCAACGCAGAUGGUUUCACUCCGCUGCAUGUGGCAGCACUGCACGGACACACAGUACUUGUCUCUAUGCUCAUCCGCCAUGGAGCCAACAUCAACGCCUGUAACAGCCUGAAUGCCACUCCACUCCAUCUGGCCUGCCAGAACAGCCACACACAGGUGGUGAGCUCUCUGGUGGAGUGCAAUGCCAAGCUAAAUAAGAAGGAUCAGUUUGGGAACACUCCCCUGAUCCAAGCCUGUUUAAAGGGAAAUGAGGAGAUAGUAGCAGUGCUAAUGGAGAGUGCUGCUUCAUUGAACCUGGCCAAUAAUCAGGGUAACACAGCUCUACAUGAGGCAGUGAGAGGAGGACACCAGACUCUAGUGGAACUGUUGCUACAAGCUGGGGCUCUUACACACCUCAGGAACAAGAGACAGCGCACUGCAAUGGACUGUGCUCAAGAGACUAACACCUCGAUUCUUAGGAUUCUAGAGAAAGCCUGUGUAUCCAGUCUUGAUGCUGAUUCAGUAAAACAGUUCUGUAUAGGCCAAAAACAUCUUGGAAAAUCGCCCUCUGUUGUCCAACACAGUCCUGUUAUGCAAAGAACACAGCAGAUGAAUAAAUCACAAGACAGUACCAUCCAUCUCUCGACCGAAUCUCCAAAUAAGGGCUCAGAUGACCGGAGUUAUAGAAGACGGCUACGUCGUGGAGAAACUGUUGACGGCUUCAUCCAUCCGCCUGAAAACUCCAAGGCCAAACUGAACCAUGCCAAAUACUUAAGCCGCAGUCACACUAUACAUCAGGACCUGACCUGCAGAUCUCGUAAGGACCUGGAACACACACAGUGUUGCUCAACUACAACCAAAAUGACUGACAGUGGAGCAAAUGACCAUUCUAUUAAUCUCUCCCAUGAACCUGAGCAGAUAAUUGAGAUGACUGAGGAGAACAUGCAAUCUAAUUUAGAAGAGGAGGAGAACAAGGACAAAAACUUGCAUUGGGUUUCCACAGAGAUGGAUGAUCUCGUGCUCUAAGGACUUCACUGGCUGCUCUGACUGUAAAUACGAGUUUACUAAAGGUUAUGCAUUUGGCUCUGCAUUCAACUGACCAGGAUUAAUGUUCUUGCUUAGGUUUGUGAUACUACACUCACCUGAGCCACUGACACGAACAGCUGAACCGAACUUGUUUUAAACAGUCUAAAGCGUCAAUUCAGUGAAAUGACAAUGGCACACAACAUUAAUAAAACUACUAGGGGUUGAGAGAA